AACCUUAGACUUUACAGUACCUCACCUGAUCGAAAACCAGGAACUCAGGAAGGAAUGGCUCGGUGUUACAAAAAGGGGCUGUCGUGUUUGAAUCCAUGACUACCUUUGCGAAACACAAAAGGGCUCCUCCCUCUGUCCUUCAUUUCCCAACUGAAGAAGGCAGCAGCUUCUUCCUGUACUCUGUAGGCUGUAGCACGGCUGCACGGGAAAGGUCCGAGUUGAGGCUUUGGUAAUACCAAGACGUCCUUCGUCCCUUGCCGCCUGCACACCCACAGGGAUGGGAACUCACGUCUCUGGGAACCUAGUUUUCGUGUCAUCGUCGUCUUCCGGUUCGGAGAGAGGAGGGCGAGGCCCUGAGGGCGUCUCCGCAGAUGCUAGCAGCAACGGUUGUCCAGGAACACUGAGGAAGACCCAUCAUAUUCAGAGAGGUCCAUCUCCUUUGGCUGAUGAUGAUGGUGACGACGACGUCCGCUCGACGGUGAUUCCCCCGUUUCCCAUGAGUAGAAUAAGACGCCUCAUCCGCAGCGAAGGAGAGAUUCGUACCACCCAGGACGCUGUCUUCCUCAUCAACAACGCACUUGAGCAAUUUAUCAAGCUACUAGCUGAAGAUUCAUACGUCUCUGCAGUACAGGAGAAAAAGAGUUCUAUAAGUUACAAACAUUUAUCUUUGGUCGUUCGUAGGAAGAAGAAAUACGAGUUCCUAAUAGGUACUCGUUUGACAUCUUUUAUAUUGGUUGGCAGUCAUGUAAUUGAAAAUUAUUAUGAUGGAAAUUUUAGAACCUAUUUUGUCCAGAUUCUGUGCCGGAGAAACUGCGAGCAGAGGUGGCGUUGUCACAGCAGGAACAGUCUAUUACUUGAUUGCUGGAAGCGGUUCAUAUUUGUGAUAAUGUCUGCAGGAACAGAGAAACACAAGUAUAUAUUAUCAAACUUAUAAGCAUCUAGACCGGAUAAUGGAAAAAGCUGCAACUUUUACAGCAUGAUCUCGAAUGGUCCUCAAAUAUCCACUGCGUCUCUUACAAUAGUGGACGAGUUAUUAUUUCAUUGAUCUUCUGCUAUAUAUGGAGCAAAGUCUCUAAUUUUGUCAGUUAGAAAGAAGUCCAUGUUUAUGAGCGAGCCUACCAUUUUGGACUACGCCGGCCCAGAAGCCAGGAUCUUCCAUAUCAGUGCGUGCUAUACAGGCUUUGAUUUCGAUCUUAUCUAAAUGGGGAGGAUAUACUCCUCGGGAAACUUUGCAGUGCGUUGGGUCGUUGGGAAGAUUUUGUUUUCUUGGCAUCUAGUCUGCUUUUCGGCCCGCCUGAACUCCCUCGCUAAAUCUGAAGGAAUCCAGGGGUUAUUUGUAUGAGCCAUUUAUCCGUCUGUGUUCUCUAAGGAAAGAAUUGGGCUUGUCGGUUAUGCAAGCGACUUUUUAGUGAUCUAUCGUCCAGAUGUAUGGCCCAGGUCAAGAACGUUGUAGAUAAAAUUAGCAAUAGACUGAGAUCGAUUAAGUUUGGUCUCGGCCAAGCAAGCCUUGUGACGAACUUAUGUGGGUAGCGUGUAACAUGGAUUCGUUUCUCCUUUUCCAGAUUCAAAAGAAACGGUAAUUUGUUCAA
This is a messenger RNA of Nymphaea colorata (pocket water lily), 1589 nucleotides long. Its product is annotated as DNA polymerase II subunit B3-1. Gene Ontology annotation, cellular component: nucleus. The coding region runs from base 278 to 934 and encodes 218 amino acids. Gene Ontology annotation, biological process: regulation of DNA-templated transcription. The record is from RefSeq and is a predicted model, not a curated record. The transcript has 3 exons. Lineage: Eukaryota; Viridiplantae; Streptophyta; Magnoliopsida; Nymphaeales; Nymphaeaceae. Gene Ontology annotation, molecular function: protein heterodimerization activity.